AUGAGCUCGAGGCUGGACUUCACGGAAAAGGACGCGGGAAAAAACGCUGCACAGAGCACCAACGUUAAUUUCUCAGACAUAGAGUCGUCGAGCGGGUACGAAAACAAGCUGUGGCUUAACUCGCCACUUUCAGGGAACCGCAACGACGGAUACCCAACGCACGAGUUCAAAGGACUGUCGCUGCCGAGCGCGAACGAUCUUCCACUUUCGGCGGACAUAGUACCGCUGAAAAUAUCAAACGGCGCACAAGAUGAGGUGGGCUCGGACGAGUUUGACGUCAUGGUCAACGACCUGCGAAGCAUCUUCCUGUGCUGGCUCAAGAAAACGCAAAACAGCCUAAAAUCGCAGCGCGAAAACUUAAUCAGAGAAGCAGAUGAACUGCAAAAGGAGAAAAACGCAUUUGUGCAGAAGAUUAAGCAGGAGAGAGCAAUAGAAGCAGAAAAGCUAGCAGAGGACAGAAGAAGACAGAACGCAGAAAUAGCGUCACAGCUUAAGCAAAUACAAAUAGAAAGAGAAGACUCGAGAAGAAGAAUAGAAGACGAUUGGUGUAAACUGGAACACGAAAAAGACGUAUUCAGAAAAUAUAUGCAACUGGAAGCGGAAAAGUUGAAGCAGAGAAUAGAAUUGCUGGAACAGGAAAAGAGGAAAGUGGUGGACAGUAAAAUAGCAUCUGAGACGAUGGUGGACAUAAACGUAGGAGGAGUGGUGUUUGAAACCUCGAGACACACGUUAACGAGGCAGGAAAACAGUUAUUUAAACGGACUGCUGAGUGGCAGAUAUGAGAUAGGAAGAGACAGGCAGGGAAGAAUAUUUCUGGACAGAGACUACGAGUUGUUUAGAAUAAUUUUAAACUUUUUGAGGAAUCCAACGUCGUUGCCAAUACCAAGUAGAGAUUUGACGGAAAGCGCAAUGAUAUUGGACGAGGCUAAGUACUACAAGAUCAAAUUCAGCCCGUACCCGCUGGUGCUGUGCUACGGAGGACAUAACGGGAAGGAGCACCUUAAGUCGAUGGAGUUGCUGGACAUGGAGAGCAAGGUCUGGAGAAACUGUAACCCGAUGACGACGGAGAGAAUGUAUUUCGGAUCAGGAGUGCUUAGCAACUUUUUGUACGUGUUCGGAGGACAGAACCUGGACUACAAGGCACUCUGCGACGUGGAAAUGUACGAUAGGCUGAGGGACACAUGGCAAGCAGCAGCGCCACUGAAGCACCCGAGGAGAAACAACGCAGGAAUGACGCUCGAGGAAAGAAUAUUCUGCGUCGGAGGAUUCGACGGAAUGAACAUACUGGACUCGGUGGAGACUUACGACAUGAGGAUGAAAAACUGGAUACCAGUGGCGCCGCUUAAAGUGCCGAGGUCGUCAGCAAUGGUGACGCACCAAAACGGCUCUCUGUACGCAAUCGGAGGCACCAACGGAGAGAGGCUGAAGUCAGUGGAGAGGUACGACGUGCGCAAAAAUGAGUGGGAGCUGAUAAACAACGGACUGCUGGAAGUUAGGUCGGCAGGCUCAGUGUGCACGUACCUGAACGAGAUGUUCAUAGCGGGAGGAAUCGACAACCUGCAGUCGAUUCACUCCUCAGUGGAGACGUGGGACUCGAAGAACCAGACGAGCUCGUUCCUGAAGGACGUGCCGGUGCCGGUGAUGGACGGAGCGAUGGCGGCGACUCCGCACAGCGUGGUGCUGGUGGGAGGCCAGAACACGAAGAUACUGGACUCGACGUUCUUCUACCAGCCUGAGUCGGACCAGUGGACGCAGGGACCGAACCUCAUUAUGCCGAGGUACGGACACUGCACUACCGUACUUGACUUUUAA
Molecule: messenger RNA, 1812 nt
Organism: Theileria orientalis strain Shintoku
Lineage: Eukaryota; Apicomplexa; Aconoidasida; Piroplasmida; Theileriidae
Exons: 4
Coding region: 1-1812 (603 amino acids)
Biological process (GO): protein homooligomerization
Molecular function (GO): protein binding
Source: RefSeq, a predicted model, not a curated record